Molecule: messenger RNA, 721 nt
Organism: Tricharina praecox
Lineage: Eukaryota; Fungi; Ascomycota; Pezizomycetes; Pezizales; Pyronemataceae
Product: peptidyl-prolyl cis/trans isomerase
Exons: 3
Coding region: 77-574 (165 amino acids)
Cellular component (GO): nucleus; cytosol
Molecular function (GO): protein binding; peptidyl-prolyl cis-trans isomerase activity
Source: RefSeq, a predicted model, not a curated record
CAGCCCCACCACCAUCACCAUCCCACCACCACCAUCACCACCACCCCACCCCACCUCGCCAUCACCUCCAGCCACCAUGUCCUCGACCGGUCUCCCCCCCGACUGGAUCGUUAAGCACAGCAAGUCCAAGAACGCGCCGUACUACUUCCACUUGCCCACGGGGAUGUCGCAAUGGUCAGCGCCCGACGGCACCAACGAAGACCUGCUAGCCGCGCACGUCGCCACGCUGACGCAGACGCAGAAGGUGCGCGCCGCGCAUCUCCUCGUCAAGCACCGCGACUCGCGCCGUGCGAGCAGCUGGAGGACCCCCGAGAUCACGCGGUCCCACGAGGAGGCCAUUGAGAUCAUCAAGGGCUAUGAGAGCAAGAUAAGGAAUGGCGAGGCCUCGCUCGCGAAGCUGGCUGAAACCGAGAGCGACUGCUCCAGUGCCAGGAAGGGCGGUGAUCUCGGGUUCUUUGGGAGAGGUGAAAUGCAGAAGGAGUUUGAGGAUGUGGCUUUCUCACUCAAGCCCGGCGAGAUGUCGGGUCCCGUGGAUACUGGGAGCGGCGUGCAUCUGAUUGAAAGGUUGGAGUAAAUAUAACAAAUACGUCGUAUGCAUGCACUAGGUAUCUAGGCACGGCGUGGAAGUGGUUCAGAUUGACUCUGAUAGAAUAGAACUAUUAUAUGACACGAUCCACAUUGGCACGAGGGGGGCUAUCGGGAAGCUGCAGAGAGUGACAGC